AUGGCGGUAUCCUCUGAUAAUGAAUCACGAAUUACUCUAUUUCAAUCGAUUGGUCUCAACGAGCAAAAAGCUCGAGAAACAUUAAAAAAUCAAGAAGUUACUCGUUUACUUGAAACAAAUAUUAGUGAAGCGAGAAAAAUUCUAUCUGGAGAAACUCAAAUAUCAAAAUCAAUUGGUAAUCUUCUUUAUGCACUUGCAACCAAGAGCAAAAGUCAAAUUCAUAAUUUACAUCAUUAUUUACUUCAAUAUAUAUGCGAAGAGAAGAUAAAAAAUGAACUUCAGCUAACAGCUGCUAUCCAAUAUCUUCUAUCGAAUCCUACUGAACCAGUUGAUCGAAAAGCAUUAGAAGAAAAUGCUGGUAUAGGAGUAACAGUUACCCCAGAACAGAUUGAGCGAAUCAUCGAAGAAAUAAUUGCAGACAAUAAACCUCAACUACUUGAACAACGCUAUGAUUUUUCAGUUGGCACUCUAUUAGGUGAGGCUCGAAAACGUUUACCAUGGGCUGAUGGAAAAGUAGUUAAGGCUGAAAUGGAUAUUCAAUUACUCGACCUUCUUGGUCCUAAUGAUAGAUCAGCUAAAAGUACAACAGGCAAACAGAAUACUACAAAACCACCAGCUUCAAAAGCCAAGCCAACUGCAACGACUAAUAAUGAUGUUCAAGAAAAUGGCAAUAUAAAAUCAUUCUCCGAUUUAGCUGGUGAAGCUUUAAAUUUCCAUAAGACAGGUGAAAAUUACAAAACUGAAGGUUAUGUUGUUACACCAAAGACUAUGGAUCUUCUACGUGAACAUUUAAAGACAACUGGUGGACAGGUUAUUACACGAUUUCCACCAGAACCAAAUGGUAUUUUACAUAUUGGUCAUGCUAAAGCAAUUAAUUUUAAUUUUGGUUUUGCUAAACGUAAUAAUGGUAUUUGUUAUUUACGUUAUGAUGAUACGAAUCCAGAGAAAGAAGAAGAGAAAUUUUUUACUGGUAUUCUUGAUAUUGUCAAAUGGCUCGGGUAUGAACCAUAUAAAAUAACUAAUGCAUCUGAUCAAUUCGAUCAAUUAUAUGAAUGGGCUAAAGAAUUAAUUCGUCGUGGUUUAGCUUAUAUUUGUCAUCAAAAAGGUGAAGAAUUAAAAGGACAUAAUGUUGCUGAAUCACCAUGGCGAAAUCGACCAAUUGAAGAAUCAUUACAAUUAUUUGAAGAUAUGAAAAAUGGGAAAUUCGCUGAAGGUGAAGCAACAUUACGAAUGAAAUGUGUUAUGGAAGAUGGUAAACUUGAUCCAGUUGCUUAUCGAAUCAAAUAUGCUCAUCAUGCUAAAUCAGGUGAUAAAUGGUGUAUUUAUCCAACAUAUGAUUAUACUCAUUGUUUGAAUGAUUCGAUUGAAAAUAUUACUCAUUCAUUGUGUACGAAAGAAUUUCAAUCUAGACGUUCUUCAUAUUAUUGGUUAUGUAAUGCUCUUGAUGUUUAUUGUCCAGUACAAUGGGAAUAUGGUCGUUUGAAUUUACAAUAUACUGUAACAUCCAAACGUAAAAUUGCGAAAUUAAUUACCGAAGGAGUUGUUCAUGAUUGGGAUGAUCCACGUUUAUAUACACUGACAGCAUUAAGACGACGAGGUUUUCCGCCAGAAGCCAUUAAUUUAUUUUGUGCACGAAUUGGUGUAACAAUGUCACAGACAGUGCUUCAUCCGGAUAUGCUUGAUGCAUGUGUACGUGAAGUACUUAAUGUUACCGCUCCUCGAGUGAUGGUGGUUACAGAACCAUUGAAAGUGACAAUUACAAAUUUUCCAAGUGAACAUUUUAUAGAAUUGGUCAUACCAAAUUUUCCAGCUGAUGAAUCUCGUGGAUCGCACAAAAUAAAAUUUGAUUCAGUUAUUUAUAUUGAAAAAUCAGAUUUCAAUGAGAAACCAGCUAAAGAUUAUAAACGUCUAGCGCCUAAUCAACCUUGUGGAUUGCGUUAUGCUAAUUAUGUUAUUACAGUUCAAGAUAUUAUUCGAGAUUCAAAUAAUGAACCAAUUGAAUUGAAAGUAACAUGUCAAAAAGCAACAGAUCAAGGAAUUGCAAAACCAAAAGGUUUCAUUCAUUGGGUAUCUCAUCCGAAUAAAUGUGAAAUUCGGCUCUACGAUCGACUCUUUAUUCAUGCAAAUCCUGAUGAUCCUAAAGAAGUACCUGGUGGUUUUCUUUCGGAUAUCAAUACAAAUUCUUUAACAAUCAAUAACAAUGCUCUUGCGGAUGAUGGCAUCAAGAAUUCUAAACCGUUCGAUAAAUUUCAAUUUGAACGCGUUGGAUUUUUUAGUGUUGAUCCUGAUUCAACUAAUGACAAAUAUGUUUUCAAUCGAACGGUUUCAUUGAAAGAAGACAAACGAGCAUCAUAA
This is a messenger RNA of Rotaria socialis, 2355 nucleotides long. NCBI's taxonomy places the organism in Eukaryota, Metazoa, Rotifera, Eurotatoria, Philodinida, Philodinidae. The record is from the annotation of a GenBank genome assembly.